GAUCGAUUAAGGGUUCAGAUUUAUCCGAAAAUCACGAGGCGAGCUGGAAGAAAUCAUAAGUUUUCAGAUUGGUCAACUGAGAGCAUUGAAUAUUUUCUGAACCUUCUCAAGGUCAUGUGAAGGUUAUUUGGACUGAGGUUUUGAGUCAUCUGCUUUGGUUGUUUUCGAUGACGUUUUUGUGUGUUCCCACGAUAUCCACCUCAGAAGUCGACGUGACUGUACCACUAGAAAAAUUUAUUUCUGCGAAAUUCGGACAAUCUGUUGCAAGAGAGUGUAUCAAUCCUCUAGAAAGACUGAAUGUUUUACGCAGCAAGGCUUGUUUUGUUCUGGACUGCCACUUAACCGAACGGAUUGAGUCCCUUGCAAUGUAUCAUGAUGCUUUGUGGAAUUUUGAAAAGCGGAUCAAUACGUCAGAAGACUUAGGCAUUACAUGGAGCUGGAGCGACAUAUCUCAAAAGAACUAUUCAAAGCAUUAUUCCUUUAGCUUUGAAAGAAUGAAUAUUAUUUUUUGUUAUGCUGCUGUCCAUUCAGCUUUGGCUACGACAUAUAAUUUAAACAUGGAGCACACAUUAAUGAAGGCUAUUUCUAGUUACAAGAUUGCUGCUGAAGCAUUCGAGUAUCUUGCUCUACAUGUGGAACAGUCGAAUAAGAAUAUGACUCAAGAGUUACUAACUGUUUUCAGUGAUGUUAUGAUUGCACAAGCCAAUGAGUGCAAUUUUCUUCGAUUUCGCAAUGAUGAACCUGAAUAUCGACGUAUUGUAAAUCAUAUCAAUAAAUUGUAUAAAAAGUGCCUGGAUUCAUUUUCAGCCAUUUCAAAUUGUUUACAAGAUGAAGACAUAGCAAAAUGUUUACCUGAGGACUGGCAGCGAGUUAUUAAAACGAAACAAAAGUAUUACAGUAUUUUAGCCUCAGCUCAUUUAGUUGAAGACAAACGAAAAUGCAAAAGGGACGCUAAGGAAUCUGCUGGUCUUCUAGUUUCUAGAUUCACGCGUAGUCUGUCAUCUCGUCGUUGGUCAGAAAGUUUUGCACCUGUACAUGAGAUUGAAACCAAUAGUGAAGUACAAGCAACUCCUGUCCUAAGCAAUGAUGUCAUAACAAAGGAGAACUUGCGUAUACCGCUAUUGUUUCCAGAACCAGAAGACAUUUUUGAAGUGUUGGUUCCAUUUCCUGUUCUUGAAGGUUUAGCUAUUGCUAACGACACACGAACAGCAAUUGUUAAUUCGGAAUUUACCAAGUUGAAGAAUGCUGAUAUUACUUUUGAGAGGGAAAUGACUAAACACAAUUUUCCACGUUCAUUAGAACUCAGUGUAUUUCAAUUGAUUUGUGAAACAAUUUUGAAAGAAUCUUCUAAAAUUCGAAAUUCUGGUGGAUUAGAGGCUUUAAGAGAGAAAGUCUAUUCACUGAAACCAAUGGCGGAAGACCGAUUCAAAACACUUGCAGAAAUAGAAGAGAUGUUACGUAAAGAAGAAAACAAUGAUGUUGCUUUUCGAACUGGUUACACUAAUGUUUUGUUUCGUGAACCAUCAGAAAAGUUGAAUGCUAGUUUUCGUGAAAAAAUUGAUAAAAUACGUCUAUCUGUACAACUGGUGUCUGAAAAAGACUUGGAUGUGAUAUCUUUAUUCAAACAACACGAAGCAAGCUUUCAAACAUUGAACAUGCCUGAAAAUGAAAUUCUAGCCUAUAUUCAGUCAAAUUUGGAGGCUGAAGAGAUAGGCAUUAUCGAGGAAAUAGAAAAUAUUCGUAAAGAUUUAAUACGUAUUUGGGAACAACUUGAAGUGAAUAAAUGUCAGCGCAAUGAUGUCAUAAAAAUGUGGGAGUUGGUUUGUUUACCACCGAAUUUUAUUGAAACACUAACCAAAUGGUAUCGUACAGAUGGUGAAAUUAAUCAUAAUGAAGUAACUGCAAGAACAUUUCGUGAUAAAGUUGAUGCAGCACGUAUGUGUGUGAAUGAAAAUUUAGACGAACAGCGAAAUCUAUUAUGUCAACUACGUAUAAAAUAUGAACCGUAUUUUAAUCAUAUUCUUAAAUACCAACAGCACAAAGUGAUAGCAAAUUUACAUGAAAUGUGUAAAAUACUUAAAACAAUACGUAAAGAUGUAGAGAAAAGUUUACAUUGGCAUUCUGAAUUUGAAAGAUUAUGUAGUGAAGAACUACAGUUAGUUGACGACUUCUGUCUUGCUCGAAGUGAUGAAAUAAACCAGAUUAUCGCAGAAAAUGAACAGUGGGUAUCUGUGACCAAUGAUUUAAAAUCAACAGACUCAAGUAUGUAUGAAAUAAAUUAUCCAAUAGUCGUAAAUGCAAAUUGUGUUGGCGUAAUAAAGUAUCUGUAA
This is a messenger RNA of Trichobilharzia szidati, 2330 nucleotides long. The record is from the annotation of a GenBank genome assembly. Lineage: Eukaryota; Metazoa; Platyhelminthes; Trematoda; Strigeidida; Schistosomatidae.